GGAAACGUAAAUACAUAUGUAUAAAUACACACGUACAAAUGUUAAAAAAAAGCACGUUAGCGAUAAAGACAAUUUAGCGGGUACGACAUCGGGUCCAACUAUUACCAGUCAGUCGUCUUAGGAGGUAUCAGUCAAACUGCGUGUUUUUCCACUAUUUCAUAUUGUACAAUUUUUAUUGUACCGUCUUGCUUAAUCUUUCAAGUAUAAUCGGCGGCGACGAAGGAGAGUUCGCGCGCGAUUAGAUUUCAAGACGGGAACGUGGAAGGUGCAUAAAUAAAAAUUAAGGCUAACAACAUUUACACAAAACAGUACACGGUGAGGGCAAGUGGCAACAUUUAGAAUGAACUCCAUUUUGAUAACGGGCUGCAAUCGGGGUUUGGGCCUAGGUUUAGUCAAGGCCCUGAACAACUUACCGCAGCCGCCGCAGCAUCUUUUUACAACUUGCCGUAAUCUGGAGCAGGCCACUGAACUGCAAGCAUUGUCGCAAGAGCAUUCAAAUAUACAUAUACUAGAAAUCGAUUUAAAAAACUUUGAAUGUUACGAUUCGCUUGUCUCCCAAAUUGCCGACGUCACCAAAGAUGCAGGUCUCAAUGUGCUGUUCAACAAUGCCGGCGUAGCGCCCAAGUCAACACGCAUUAGUGCCACCAAGACGCAGGAGUUGUUGGACACAUUUCAAACUAACACUGUGGUUCCCAUUAUGCUGACCAAGGCUUGUCUACCGCUGUUGAAGAAGGCAUCGCAGGCCAAUGCGAAUGAAUCCAUGGGCGUGAAGCGUGCCGCCAUCAUAAACAUGAGCUCCAUUCUCGGUUCGAUUGAAUCGAACAAAGAGGGUGGCCUAUAUCCGUACCGCACCUCCAAGGCGGCGCUGAAUGCAGUAACCAAAUCGAUGAGUAUUGAUUUAUAUGUCAACCGAAUACUCUGUGUUAGUCUUCAUCCAGGAUGGGUCCGCACUGAUAUGGGUGGAAACAAUGCACCCAUGGAUGUCCAGGCGAGCACUACACAGAUUGUAGAGACAUUGUCGCAAUUUGGUGAGACGCACAACGGUGGCUUCUAUCAGUACGACGGUGCAAAGCUGCCAUGGUAAGGAAAAUGCAACGUGAAGGUCUUUGUCUAUAUACGCCUUACUUACAUUAAAUGCUUUAUAUUUAAUCGAUAUAAAACUAUCGUAAUAGCCAAAUAAAAUAAAAUACACAUAAAUAUGUUACACAAAUGGCUAAACUUAAUAAAUUGCUUGCUAUAGUCGAGAA
This is a messenger RNA of Scaptodrosophila lebanonensis, 1247 nucleotides long. RefSeq names its product C-factor (gene sni). The record is from RefSeq and is a predicted model, not a curated record. Lineage: Eukaryota; Metazoa; Arthropoda; Insecta; Diptera; Drosophilidae. The coding region runs from base 341 to 1084 and encodes 247 amino acids. The transcript has 4 exons.